Messenger RNA from Oldenlandia corymbosa var. corymbosa, 2724 nucleotides. Lineage: Eukaryota; Viridiplantae; Streptophyta; Magnoliopsida; Gentianales; Rubiaceae. The record is from the annotation of a GenBank genome assembly.
UAAAGACUAAAAAAGGGGUAUUUCUCGAAACUCCCUUUGGCUCCUCCCACCUUUCGGAGCCUCUCCGCCUCAUCCUUGGAGCUUUUGAGUUUCGACACACCACUCUUUUCUGCUUGGAAAAACCCUCCUCAGAUUGCCAUAGUCCCCAUUAGCAAUACCCAGUCUCUGAGCCCAUAUUGAAAAGGUUCAGGUUCUUACCAUACUCUGUUUCUCCUUUCGAUUUGCUCGAGAAUGUGUUCUUUUUUCUCUCUAUUAUGUGAAUUGUCUGUGGAUGGUCUGAUUACUCGUCUGUAGUACCUAUUUGUUGAUUUUAUGCGCCAAUAAAUAUUUUCUCUGUGUAUGAAUAAAGCCAUAUUGAUGCAAAAUUGAGUAUUUCUUCAGUAUCAGUGUGUUAAAAGACCUAACUUUAUUAAGUGGUCUGCAACAUUUGUUGGCCUUGCCUAUCUGUGGUAUUCAUAUGUGUUUUAUCAUAAAGUAUUAGGCCUAUGUACGGGAAAGUAACACUCCCUCCGUCCCAAAAUUAUUGUCCACUUUGAGUUUUCAUUUUUAGUACAAAUUAUACUAAAAGUGAGAACCCAAACUGCGACAAUAAUUAUGGGACAGAGGGAGUACAAUUUUUGGACAGUGACCCUCUGUUUUUUCCGGUUUGAUAUCACUGUUUGCCGUUUCUUUUUCAGUUUGUAAAGUUUCGAAAUGUAAUGAGUUAGUGUUGUGUGCGUGUCUUUUUGUUUAAGUUCGCCAGGAAGCACAUUUUUGAGGUCCCAACUAGUUUUGGGUUUAGCAUUGUUGAUAUAUGAAAUAGUUUCCCUGCCUCAAGGUGGAAGCUGUAUCAUUCGAUAUGCCCUCUAUGCACUUUUGUUAACAUGCCUCAAUCACUUACUUGUCUUUUGUAUGUAUGUCUCAGAUUUGGUGCAAAAGCUUUAAUGGCUGUUGUACCUUGUGGAAGCACAUGGGUGGCUCGGUGGGGAGUCCAACCUCAAAUGGUUUCCAGAUUCAGUGUCAAAAGUAAAUUAUCUUUACCUUCACAUUGCGGCUUUCUUAGCAAGAGCAAAGCACUGGGAUCACGGAGUUCAAUAUUUUUUGUUAAUAGUUCCGCAAAUGCACUUUUCAACUCUGUUGUGUAUAAAAGUGCAUGCCCAAAAAGAGGAGCUCGGUUUACCGUCAGAGCUGAGCGGGAUUAUUAUUCUGUUCUUGGUGUAUCAAAGAAUGCCAGCAAAUCAGAAAUUAAAAGCGCAUACAGGAAGCUUGCAAGAAGUUACCAUCCUGAUGUGAACAAAGAACCUGGAGCAGAACAGAAAUUUAAAGAGAUAAGCAAUGCUUAUGAGGUGUUGUCAGAUGAUGAGAAACGCUCAAUCUAUGACAGAUAUGGUGAGGCAGGGCUUAAAGGUUCUAUGGGCACGGGGGAUUUCAGCAAUCCAUUUGACUUGUUUGAGUCUUUAUUUGACGGACUUGGUGGUAUGGGUUCCAGGGGCCCUGCCCGUAAUCGGCCCAUGGAAGGCGAAGACCAGGUCUAUAACCUAGUUUUAGAUUUUAAGGAAGCUGUUUUUGGGGUUGAAAAGGAGAUUGAAAUAACUAGGCUUGAGAGCUGUAGCACCUGCGACGGGUCAGGUGCCAAACCGGGGACUAAGGCAACAAAAUGUGGCACAUGUGGGGGUCAAGGGCAAGUUAUCUCAUCUGCUAGGACCCCGCUAGGUGUAUUCCAGCAGGUAAUGACAUGCUCUGCUUGUGGUGGUGCUGGGGAGAUCUCCACUCCUUGCAGUACGUGUAGUGGUGACGGCAGGGUGAGGAAAUCAAAGCGUAUUAGCCUGAAAGUCCCUGCUGGGGUCGAUUCUGGCAGCAGGUUACGGGUUCGAUCAGAAGGUAAUGCGGGUAGGAAAGGGGGACCACCUGGGGAUCUUUUCGUGAUCAUAGACGUACGUCCAGAUCCCGUGCUGAGGAGGGAUGAUACAAAUAUUCUCUACACUUGCAAGGUUUCUUACCUUGAUGCAAUUCUUGGGACAACAAUGAAGGUACCUACUGUUGACGGGAUGGUGGAUCUCAAGAUUCCAUCUGGAACCCAGCCGGGGACAACCUUGGUGAUGUCGAAGAAAGGUGUACCAUACUUGAACAAAAGCAACAUGCGGGGUGAUCAGCUGGUAAAGGUGCAAGUUGAGAUCCCGAAGCGACUCAGCAGCGAAGAAAAGAAGCUUAUUGAAGAACUUGCAAACUUGAACAAGGCCAAAACCGCCAAUAGUAGCAGUAGAAGAUAGUCAGAGCUCAGAAAGUGGAAUUGUAUUCGCCACAUUUUUUCUACACACUCCAGUACCUGGUCGCCCAUUUCAGUGGUGCUGUUAGGCAUUUUUGUCGUAGAUCCUCGUCUAUUUGGCAAAGCUGCAACAGCCAUUAGCUAUAGGAAACAUUUUUGGUUUUAUUUAUUGUAUUAUUUUGUACUAUAGUAAAAGUAGGAUUAAGGAAGAAAUUAAAGAAUGGCCAAAAGGAAGGAUGGAUCUUCUGUUGGUUUUCAUCCAUUGGUAUGUGUUAUAGAAUAAUUUUCUGAGACAGUGUUAUUGAGUAGCAAUAUAAUGUCAUCUUAGUUCUGUCUUUGUAUUAACUUGCUCGUCUUUUUCCUUUGAGAAUUUACGUGAUAGAAUAUAUACAGGCUACAAAUCCCUAUAUGGAGUAGUUAGUUCCUCUGUCCCAAAAUAACAGUUACUAAUAUUAAUAUAUUGGACUAUUGGAGUCCCU